AUGGCCUCCCCCUCGGAUGAAAAAGUCGGCUUCGAGAAUCUCGAAACAGCCGACUCGAAAAAAGGGGGCGAUGCCACAACAGCAGACGACUUCGGGUUCACGCCCGAAGAGCAAAAGAAGAUCAUCCGACGCGUCGACCGGCGCCUGGUGCUGACAGUCGGGGCGAUGUACUGCAUCAGCCUGAUGGACCGGACCAACCUGGGGGCGGUCAACAUUGCGGGGAUGGGGAAGGAUUUGGUGUUGGUUGGGGAUCGAUACAGCAUCAUCUCGCUCGUGUUCUUCGUCACAUAUGUCCUGUUCCAACCGCCGUCGACCAUCAUCGUGCGCAAAAUUGGUCCGCGUGUCCAUCUGGCGGCCAUCACGAUCCUGUGGGGCGGGUGCAUGAUUGGUAUGGGAUUUGUGCAGACCUGGGAGGCGAUGGCGGGGCUGCGGGUGUUGUUGGGUGUUUUGGAGGCCGGCUUCUUUCCGAGCUGUGUGUAUCUGCUCAGCACGUGGUAUACGAGAUACGAGGUGGGCAAGCGGAACGCGGCGUUCUACCUGGUAGGCUGUGUAGCAGCUGCAUUUGCUGGUAUUCUUGCCUUUGGACUCAUGCAAAUGAAAGGACUAGCGGGCCUCAACGGGUGGCGCUGGAUCUUCAUCAUCGAGGGUCUGAUGACGGUGCUAUUGGGCAUCGCCGGGUACUGGCUGCUGGUCGACUUUCCCGAUGCCACGCGAAAGAACUGGAGUUUCCUCGGUCAGCGUGAGCGCGAGUGGAUCUGCGCCCGCGUCAACGCCGACCGCGGCGACGUCAAGCCGCAACCCUUCUCCCUCGCCAAAUACCUCGGCGCCGGCACCGACAUCAAGAUCUGGGCGUACGCCAUGAUCUUCUUCAACACGACCACAGUCACCUACGCCCUGGCCUACUUCCUCCCCAUCAUCCUCACCUCCAACAUGGGUUUCGACGUCGGCCAAUCCCAAUGUCUCGUCGCGCCCCCCUACGCCUUCGCAGGUAUCAUCAUGUGCGCCACGGGGUGGUACGGCGACCGGUACCGGCAGCGCGGGGCGGUGAUUGUGUUUAACUGCGUGUUGUGUUUGGUGGGGUUGCCGCUGAUGGGGUUUGCGGAGAGCGCGGCGGUGCGGUAUUUUGGCGUGUUUUUGACGACGGCGGGGGCGAAUGCGAAUGUGCCUGCGGCGAUGUCGUACCAGGCGAAUAAUAUUCGCGGGCAGUGGAAGCGGGCGUUUUGUAGCGCGACGUUUGUGUCGUUUGGGGGGAUUGGGGGCAUUGCGGGGAGUUUGGUGUUUCGCGAUCAGGAUAAGCCGGGGUACCGCCCGGGGUUGUAUGCGUGUAUUGCUACGACGCUGUUGACGAUUUUGAUUGUGGGGGCGUUGACGCUGGAUUUUAAGCGGUUGAAUGGGAAGGCGGAUCGGGGCGAGCGGGAGUUGGAGUGUGAUGCGGACGAUGUGUACGAGCCUGGGUUCCGGUAUACCUACUAA
Molecule: messenger RNA, 1473 nt
Organism: Dichotomopilus funicola
Lineage: Eukaryota; Fungi; Ascomycota; Sordariomycetes; Sordariales; Chaetomiaceae
Product: general substrate transporter
Exons: 7
Coding region: 1-1473 (490 amino acids)
Biological process (GO): transmembrane transport
Cellular component (GO): membrane
Molecular function (GO): transmembrane transporter activity
Source: RefSeq, a predicted model, not a curated record